Molecule: messenger RNA, 1956 nt
Organism: Nerophis lumbriciformis (worm pipefish)
Lineage: Eukaryota; Metazoa; Chordata; Actinopteri; Syngnathiformes; Syngnathidae
Source: RefSeq, a predicted model, not a curated record
AUGGCGACCUACGAUGAACAAAAUGGCAGAGUUGGACUACAUGCAGCCAAGAAGUUCUUGGAGGGCAAAACGACCAAGACUGCUUGUAAAGUAAAGCAAGAAGAUAAACACGCUGUUAAAGAUUUGCAACUCCCUGCUAGGUCACAGGAAAGCAACACCAGCUCUGCAUCUAGUUUCACCACCAACCAUAACUCUGUGGUGUGUUUGCCCCUUGUGUCAGAAGAACUAAAAUUGGUUUGGACACAUUCUGAUCAAACCCGUGAACUUGACUCUAUUCCAGAGCUGGUUCAAGCCUUUAACUUGUUUCCAUACCCGUCGUCAUUUGAGGUCAACACCCUAGCUCGAGUGUGCUCUUUGCCCUUGGACAAAGUUAAGGUUUGGUUCAUGGUACAGAGAAUCAAAUAUGGGAUCAGUUGGUCAUCAGAAGAGAUCGAGGAGACUCGUCGGAAACUAUCAGUGCCACACUCUUUUGAUGACUCCACUGAAACAAGCGAGGAAGCCAAAGUCAUGGAGGAUAAAGAUUCUGAAUCAGAGCCUGUUGUUCCGAGUGUGACUCCCCAGAAGAAGAAACCAAAAUGUGAAUCCCCAGAUUCUUAUAAACCAACCAAAUCCAACUCCCCGUGUUUCAGCUCCACAUUACCGCCACCUCAGGAUUCGUACUUCUACCGCUCACCAAGUGACGUACCGUCAAGUGCUACUGCGGCAUCCGAUGCUGCCGAAGUGUCCUUAGACCUUUCGGGGUCCUCUUCGCAACGACACCGCCAUGGACGCUACAAAAAGUCCAAAGCUCAGCUUGCUGCACUUCGUAAGAGCUUUUUGCGAGAGAACUGGCCUGCAGAGGUGGAGCUGAGGCGCUUACAGGAAGAGACGGGUUUGACACGCAACGACAUCCGUAAAUGGUUCAGCGACAGCCGUUACCAGCUUAGAGUCGGGCGAGGAAGCCUGGCAGCGGCCCAAGGCUUUUCCACCCUCCCAGCUGUAGGAGCCAAACACGAACAACAAAGCGAACCUCUUUCACUUACGACUCAAAGGAGUCGUCUUUUUAAUACCGUGGGGAAGGGCCAGGAGGGAGCCCGAAGCAAUGUGAUAAGAAAUUCCCAUUUCUUUCAGACAUUUUUGUCUCACAGCCUUGAGGCAUUUGGGGAACGCGACAUUGAGGCAGAUGGAUAUGAAGCAAUGGAAGAUCUGUCCGGUGAUGGUGACAGUCUGAAAGAUGGGGACCAAAGCGAAGAAGAACCUCUACAGUUAAUUAAGCCCUUCAAGCUUGACCAACAGGCAGCGCCACAGGAAGCACCCGACACAUUCAAAUCCUCUCCCUGCUCCUCCCCCUCUGGAACUCCUCCACUUACAACAUCGCCUUAUAAACAGCCCCCAAACAGCAUCAGCACAUCAAAGAAGUCAGUCCACCCAGCCAGGGGCAAUAAUCUACACCUCUCAGCAGCAUCUACAUCCCGAACAUCUGGUGGCAGACCAAGGAAAACCAAGGAGCAAUUGGCUUUAUUAAAGCAGCACUUCUUACGCUGCCAGUGGCCCAAGAGUGAAGAUUACACAGAACUUGUUAAAAUUACAGGUUUACCUAGAGCUGAUGUUAUCCAAUGGUUCGGGGACACACGUUAUGCUGUUAAGAACGGCCAGCUGCGUUGGGUUAAGGGGGUCCGUGACAAAUUCUUGGCAGAGCUUGCCGCCCAACAAAGUAAUGCCGGUUUACCUAAUGGCUCAGGAACGUCUCCGCAGGUUGGAAGUAGCCGUAAACGUAAAUCUCAAAUGAACGGAACCUGUGCAGGUUCCCCCAAUGUCCAACCAUUAAUUAACUAUUUCUUCUCAACGGGCUCCCUCAAUGAAAAAGACCUUGACAUAUUAUGCAAGAAAUCAAAAAUGAGUUACCAACAAGUGCGAGAUUGGUUUUCAGCUCAGGUCGUAGGAGAGACAGACCAAGAACCCGUUGUUCCAGAUUAA